Papilio polytes (common Mormon) is the source of this 6834-nucleotide messenger RNA. RefSeq names its product nuclear factor related to kappa-B-binding protein. Lineage: Eukaryota; Metazoa; Arthropoda; Insecta; Lepidoptera; Papilionidae. Bases 294 to 4874 code for a protein of 1526 amino acids. Gene Ontology annotation, cellular component: Ino80 complex. Gene Ontology annotation, molecular function: protease binding. The transcript has 23 exons. The record is from RefSeq and is a predicted model, not a curated record.
UGUCGCUGAUUUUGGUUGUCAAGCUAUUUUCUCAUCGCAAUGUGCCGUUCUGGCGCAUACUAUGUAUGAAACGCCGCAGAUUGUCUAGUGCGUUAUAUUUUAUUUUAGACGAAACUUGACAUUAAUUCAAAAACCUUCAUGGCUUCUCGCUACCAAAUGGUUUACAAUUGCGUAUACUUUUUGUAAACAAGACCAGCAAAACAAGAGAAUAUAUCAAUGUUACAGUGAAAAUAAGGUAAUUUACACUAACAGGUUUUGUUAUUUUGAUUACGGCCAAUUAAAAGUUUCUCCAAAUGUCUGACAAGGUCGAAGAUACGGAGGAAAAGAUGGAAAGUGAACAAAGUUAUAGUAGCGAUUCUAGUACUAGUAGUUCUUCCGACAGUUCAAGUGGAAGUUCAGAUUGUGACGAGGAGUUAUUGGAGCCAGUUAGUAUCUUAGGCCACACUUUAGAGUUGCCACAGGAGCUUUGUGAAGAUUAUGGUAUCUUUAAAGAGUUUUUUUCCAUGAAAACUUGGGAUAGCCUGGAAGACAAACAUAAAGAAGAGCUUACAAAAUUGUUGCCUCAAUUUAAAGAUGAUCAAGAGGAUGAGAAUGAGAAAACAUUGAAAAUGUUAUUUAACUAUGAACCAUUUCAUUUCACAUCACCACUUAGCAACUUUUAUAACAAUUUAAGACAAGGUAACUACCGACCAGAUAUAGCUAGAAUGAGGAAGUUUCUAAAGAAAGCUAGAGCAAAACAACAAAAGCAAAAGAAUAAAUCAUACUAUGCUAAACUCUUACCGGAAUUGUUAAUCUCUCGGGAACGGUUGUUAGCAGCUGUUAAAGGGGCACCUCCGGGUCCUGUACCAAGGCUACCAGCUCUAGCUCCCAAAGCUUCAAGCAAAAAUAAAUAUAAACCAUUAUACAUGAGAGUGAAACAAAGAUACUUUGAAGAGUUAGCUGCUAUUUGGGGUGAGGUUGGAGGUGAGGACUCCGAGGAUCAGAAUUACCCUGAAGGUGCUCCUGAACGAUUGGUGAAAAAGAAGAAACAGUCAGCAACUGGACAGCAAGUAGAUAACAAUGUAUCUGGAACACUUGGUGGGUCAGAUCCUGCACAUUUAACAUCUCUAGAAUGUUUAAAGAAAGUUUUGUCAACUCACCGCUCAAGAAGGCAGUACAGAGAAAACCAUCCAGAACUUAAUACUGCAGGUAUAACAUUAGAAGAUAUUAAACAGAGAGUAGCAAUGAUGAAUGGAACAAAGAAACUUAUGUUUGGUGGUGCUAAAACAGAAAGUCCUAUAAAUAAGUUACGUAAAGGUACUAAAAAAGAGUUAAACCAAAAAGCUUCAAAAGCAGAAUUGAAAUCUGCGAUCAAAAAGUCUAAAGAAGAUCAAGAUAGUGUUGAAAAUAAACCAUUGUUGCCAAAUAUUAAAAUUAAAUGUGAACCAGAGGAGUCGGACUCUGAAAGUUCAUCAUUCCUAGAUCCCGUUGCAAGUCCAAAGUUUACUAAGAAAUUAUUGGAUCAAUCGGAAAUCAAACAAGAAAAUGUUGACAAUAAAUAUCCCAAUUAUACAAAUACAAACUUCAGUGAUUCAACAUUGGAAAUAAAACAAGAACCAAUGGAUUAUGCUAGUUCAACACAAAAUUCAAAAGUGUUACAACCAGUGCCUAUAAAAUUAGAAGAUUUAGAUGGAAUUGACAUGAUGGCACUACCUAUAGAGUUAGCAGAUGAAUCCGGGGAAGUUUUACCAGUGGAUACAUCGACAGAGACUAACGAGGACAAUGUAGAUGCAGAUGAACUGACGGAGACCACACAUGCUAACUUCCUGUCAUUAGUCCGUGGUCUGUUCCCGGCUAAAGCGGCACAUAGAGCCUCCAAACAGCAGUUACAAGCAAGAUGUGCGACUGUCAUGAGAUCUCCAAUAGCUCCGCUUAAUACUUGGUACAAUUUAUCUGACGACUGGUGUGCUGAGCUCAAUUCAGCAUUGGACUUCCUCGCCGGGCAGAGGGGACCACAUCCUGAUGAUUUUGUACCAUAUUUACAGUUUAUACCAGAGUCACAGACGUACCAGUGGAUAGGUGCGGGUCGUGAUUGUGACGCGAUCCUGGGCCGGCUGUGCGAGCGCUGGCUGCGCGCCGCCGCGCCGCACCACGCCGCGCACCCGCCCCCGCCCAGUCUUUCCAGAUACCCGACGUCUUGGACAGUGCGCGCGCCCACGCCCGGAGAGAUCGCAGACUUCAGAAUACAAGAGAGGAAAAGAUUCGCUUCUGCUACCAAACCCUUCACUUAUGUGCAGUAUGGUUACAGGUCUGUGGUGGGGCCGAUAGCGCGGUGCGCGGGCGGCGGCGCAACUGGCGCGCUGGUGUGCGCGACGCGGCCGCGCGGCGCGACGUUCGGCGCGCUACUGCGGGACGCGCUCGCCCGCCUGCCCAACGGACAGGGCACGCGCACAGACCUCCUCACACUGCUCAAGAUGUCUCAAUGGAUCGCUCCUUGCACGGAGCAAGCACUAUCAAGCGCAGUGUCGGCUGCGUUGGAGAAAUUACUCGCUGUCAAGAGAGAUCCUAUCGUCAAAUAUGACCAGAGAAGUGCUGUAUGGACAUAUCUGCAUAGGAACAGGAGUGAAGAAGACUGGUUAAAAACCUGUGGUCCUCGCGGCCGCGGAGCUAAGACUGUACCGAUCGCACCGCCCGCCACCUCGCCGCAAACUGCUAUGGAGAUGGAGGUUGCCAGCGUUGAGGAAGUAAUAGAAAAUGCAUCCGACAGCGACGUGGAUGUAGACGACAGCGGCCCCUCGCCCGCGCCCCACCUCUCCUCCGCACAGCUCCUCAUACAGGCCACACAACUCACACACAAACAGACACCUAAACUACCAACGCCCAAAAUAAAGAAUAUACAAAAACCACAAAUCAAACAAACAUUACCCAAACAGAACACACAAACCAUCAAAAUCAGUCAAACCCAGAAAAAAGUGACGCAAAUUAAAACGCCGAAGCAAAUUAAUACAAUCCCGAAGCAAGUUCCGAUACCGAAGCAAUCUCCGAAGCAGAAUCAAGCGAAGUGUAUCGAAGCUGUGAAGUGCGGACCAAGUAAAGUGAACGAAACCGGGGCUAAGGCCUAUACUUCUCUAGUUGUUACGCCUAAAACUAAGACUGUACAGAAAAUAGAAACAUCGCAAAGUAAUAUUUCUUCAAGUUUAUCCAACCAGCAUACGACAGUGGUAUCUGUAGUCCAGCCCGCAUCAGUCUCUUCUGUACAACAAACUCAAGCCAAGGUAGCGCAAGUAACGCGGUCGCUUCUGAUACGGCCUUCGACCACGGCGCAGACCACCUCUACUAUUACCACUUUGACUAUCAACACGCCUCCUACACAGACAACUCCAGCGCCAAGAAGAGGUGUUGUGAGAGUACUGAGUCCAGCCACACCUUCCUCGGGGAAGUCACUCAUCUCACCACAAGCCUUGAUGACUCAGAAUUCACCAACAACAAAGAAACGGACAACAACGAGCACAACGCCUGUGACCACUUUGACUCAGUCAGCGAGCGUGACAACAGUAGUGAGCAGUGUGCCAACCGCGGUGACGUCAUCAGUGUCGACCCGCACCGUGCAGCUGUCGGGCAGGACAGUGCAGCUCGCCGCCAACCAGACGGUGCACCUGCCCGGCGGACAGGCCGUGCAUCUCUCCCCGGGGCACACCCUGCAGCUCUCCUCGCUGCAGCUGCCCCCACACAGCGUGCGCCUGCCCAGCGGACAGACUGUGCAACUGGCCCCGCAGCUGCGCCCAGUCCCACAACACAAGACACCCAGACCACAAACACCCACAAACAAAACAAACACACAAACAAACCAACCCCUCAUACCAGUGUCGACCGUCCAAUUAGGACAAACGGUGCAAAUCGCAGGACAAAGUGUUCAAUUAACCGGACAUACGGUCAAACUACCAAGUGGACAAAGUGUUCAAGUUGCAAGUCAAAGUGUAAUCCCGUCCCAAAGUGUACAAACGGUUCAGUUGGGUGGAAAUGUACAAACGGUGCAAAUAAGUGGUCAAAGUGCUCAAAUGUCCGGUCAAAGUGUUCUUGCACCGCCGACUGUGCAGAUUGGCGGUCAAACUGUACAGUUGAGCGGUCAGACGGUUCAGUUGCCGAGUGGUCAAACAUUCCAGUUGCCUAGUGGUCAAACUGUGCAGUUAUCUAGUGGUCAAACCAUACAGUUAGCAAGUGGUCAGACUUUACAGUUAGCUAACCAAACACCAAAAUCAAUGGCGCAAGCUGUAAGAACACAGUCAUCAGGUGACAAAACCUCACAACCUAUUGUUGCCAAGCUAUUAACUAAUGCACAGGGUCAAAUGAUAUCACUGGAAGGAGUAGUGGGCGGGGCGCGAGCGCUACAAAUGGCCAAUAUGGGCAACAUGGGGAGUGUGGGCAACAUGGGGAGUGUGGGCAACAUGAGCGUGGGCAACGUGGGCAUGAGCAACAUUCGUGGGCGCGGCGGCGUGCGCGUGCUGUCUCCUUCCACGAGAUUAGCGAGGCCACUUUUACUCACCUCUGCUAAACCUUUACACAACAUUAUUUUACAGCAAAGUGACGGUAGCUCUAUUCGUAUGACUUCAAGUGGUGGAGCUACGACAUCACAGACUAUAGUACUAAGUAAUAUUGGAGGACAAUCAGUAACAACGUCUACCUCUUCACCGCCAGUUUUAAAAUUACAACAGGUAAAUCAGAUACAUCCUGUUAGACUACCGCAGGGGAUAAAGAUACAACAGGCAGUACCGACGGCUGCAGUGCCAACGUCCAGCGGCGUGCGUAGUGUAUUAAUGGACGGACAACAACUAAAGUUAGUGGGAGGUCGACAUGUGUUGGCCAGAUUACUGAGACCUGCCAAUCCACAGCAGUGAUACUGGCACCUGGUGCCUGUCAAUACUGGUCAACCUGGCAUUUGCAAGUAAAUUCCGCCAAAAUGAUAUGAUUUAGACCUUAUAUGUAUAUACGUUAAGGCACUUUGUUGCUUGGGAGGAGAAAUGUUUACUGUCGGUAUGUAAAAUUUAUUAAAUAAAAUUUAUUAGAGACAAUUGUUAAGUGUGAUUUGUUUAUAAAUGUUACUAACAGAAUCAUCACACAAUUUCUAUGACUGUCAAAAUAAAACUCUGACCAAAUGCAGUUUUUACAGUUCCUGAAGUUGGCAAAAUAGGUGCGAAAUUGAUGGGUUCUUUCUCUUUCUGUUCUGUUGUCUUUGUAUAUAUCUAUCCCUUUUACUCUUAUAAUUCGCACUUAUAUAGAAAACUUCAGAGGUUAAAAAUUGUGUAUUUCGUUUUUUAAUUAAGUUGGAAUUUGUAAAUAAUUGCAAGUUCAAGAGAGUUUCAGAAUUUCGGAAUGAGAUUUUUUAAAUGUGAUUAUGUAACAUAAUUAAAUAUAUUGAUUUUCUUUCUUUUAUUUAAUUUGGUUGUGGUCAGCGCUAUGUAAGAUUAUUAUUGUUUUAUUUCAUAAGUUAUAAAUAAAAGGUUAUAUUUUUUGAGUAAUAACAUAUAAAUUCAAUUUUGUAAUUACAUAAACUUCCAUUUUCUAAUAAUUUCAUCGUCGUAUAUCAUUAACCCUUGUUUUAGUUCGGAAAUUAAAUUUCUCAUACAAAUAAACAAAAUAAAACAUCGUGAUAACUAAACUGACAACACAAUAGCUAUCUCUUUCUUAUGAAUAAGAUAUUUGCUAUCAAAGACUUACAAGUUUCAUGUAACUCUAAACUCCAAAUUAGAUUGAUAUCAAAAAAGGCAAAUAAAUACUAUUAUCUCCAAUUAUACAUUUUAUAUCAAUUUAUUUAGCAGGUAGACAAUAAUAGUUAGUUAUUGUUACUAUGCGCGCACAAUAAGACGCAUGUUUUGUACUGACGUAAUUUUUUUACUUGGUCAAUUGUCAAGGUAACUUCAAUAUAGUAUAAUGCACGUCACAUAUCCCACAGAGACAUAGCACGAAAAUUUGCGAAAGCGUAUUUGUAACGUUAUCAACGAAAUUUGUAUAAUAUUUGUCGGUAUAAGGCACUGCACAAAUCCAAUACAAAUUUUGUCGAUGACUAUCUCCUAAAUUUUUGUGUUUAUGUUAAUAUAUCUGUUAUAUAAAUUGAUAGACAGUUUAAGUUAGUCCUAUGUGCCUAUUUCGACUAUCAAAUCGCCACUAGGCUCGUCUUUCGUCACUGGAUGUCUAGUUUUUUAUAUUAGUUGCUAAAGGGCUGUGAAAAUAGAGCACGCGACUCUACAUGUCGCAGUUUUCAGUGGCGGGUCGUGUUAGUGGAAAUAGACACUAAUGAGACGCAUUAUACGAUAUUGAUAAACACAUCUAGGUACAAAGUAUGAAAAUCUACAUUUUAUGCCAUUUAUAUAUGUUGUGGAAUGUCGUUAUACAAAGGCUUUACUCCAUAUUAAUGAACAUUUAAUAUCAAAACCAAAUCCAGUGCCUAUUUGUAACUUAUAAUAGUUAAUUUGUUAAAUUGUCAGGAUUUAAGAGGUUAUAAAUAAGUCAAAUCUAUAUCUGUAAUGUUAAUAUUUCUGUUUCACAAACAAUUGAUCAUGACAAUUGUUAUCUCUCUCUGUUAUCUUUGACAAAGAGUAAGCAAUAUGGUUUAAUAGAAGUGUCAAAUUUAAGAAUCGAACACAUAUUGCUAUCUCUUUUUCACGUAGAAUGAGAGAGGACGAUAGCUUUCGUGUUUCGACGGACUUUGUAAAGGAAAAUUCAAUUACGUGAUUGAUACAUUUUGAUAAUAGUAAAGAAGUUUAUUUAAAUUAGAUAUUAUUUAAUAGUUGGUAUGAAAUGUUUGGUUGCAAUAAAUAGUUGUAAUUCCUAAUGUAAGUCAAUUAGGUUUGUAGUAUA